Molecule: messenger RNA, 963 nt
Organism: Coccidioides posadasii C735 delta SOWgp
Lineage: Eukaryota; Fungi; Ascomycota; Eurotiomycetes; Onygenales; Onygenaceae
Source: RefSeq, a predicted model, not a curated record
CUCACGCGAGAUAACCAUUUGCGCCUGAACCUCGAGAAGUGAUAUCAAUUCUGUCACAUUGCACGCUCCUACUAUAGCCAUGUUUUCCGGACUCUUUUUCAUCUGUUGGAGGGCAGGGCAGCUGGUCACUCUCAUCCCGCCCUUGGGCAUGCUGUCCUGGUUCAUCGAUGGCUUCGUAAAGGCCAACAUGCUCACCCCAACCUACAUCCUCGUGCUAUUCAUCGUCACCGUGCUUGCUUCCGUAUGGGCAGUCGAAACGCUCGUCCGCUACAGUAGCACCAAACGAUCCGCGAUAUUCGUCUCCUUCGUCGACAUCUGCUUCUUCGGCUCCUUCGUUGCAAGUGUUUAUCUUCUCCGGGGCAUUGCUGUCGAAAACUGUAACAGCUUUACCCGCAGCCAAUUCCUUCAGUCCCUAGGACCAUUUGGGUUCUGGGGCCAGCGGACAAAUAAUCCUCUUAGCCAAGACCCAACGAAAGUCUGUUCGAUGCUGAAGGCUUCCUUUGCGUUUGCUAUUCUGAACACGAUGUCGUUCUUUUUCACGGCCAUUUUCGCGUAUUUCUUGUGGCAGCAUGAGACUAAGCAUCAGGGAGAGAAGAGAUCGCGCCGGCAUAGCCAUUCCAGCAGACGGAGCCAGCAUCGCCAUCGAAGCAGCUCUGGUCGACGGGGUGAUUAUCAUGUUUGAUUUCGGUGUUUUCCUUUUCUUUUCUAAUAUGGUAAUGGCUCUUCCCGCCCCGAAGAUAAUAUUGGGAAGAUCUUAUCUCACGACGGUGCACAGUAAUCUCUUUUUGAAGGCCUUGCCGAGAUGAUUCCAUGCUAAUUCUCCGGAAGGCUAGGACUCGGGAUAUCCGUGACAUGAUUUGAUGACUUAUGCGUUUCCUUUUGCAAUAGCCCUUCAGCUAUGUUUACGACUUUAAUGAUCUCUUUUUAUGUAUAGAUGCCCUGUAUGUAUGAUCACAUGGAUGG